This is a messenger RNA of Macaca mulatta (Rhesus monkey), 2915 nucleotides long. RefSeq names its product CMT1A duplicated region transcript 15 (gene CDRT15). The record is from RefSeq and is a predicted model, not a curated record. Lineage: Eukaryota; Metazoa; Chordata; Mammalia; Primates; Cercopithecidae.
CUCUUUCUUCUUUAAUCCAGUGUCUGAGGAGUUUUGUCUGCGGCUUGUCCCACUACAAUUUCACUUAACAUAAUGUGCCCCAUUAAGCUCCUGUGAAUCCCAGUUUCUAACCUGCAAUUGCUCUAAGUGUUUUUGUUGCCUUUUCAUGGUUUCUACUAAGAAUUCCAGAGCUCAGCUGCAAUGUUUUCACUGCCUUGGAAGUUAUUCAUUGUUUUUCUUUAUAUCUUAUCCACAGACACACAAAUAAAUUGUCUGGUGCAAGUGCAGCGGCUAUAUGCCCUUCCUGUGAAGGCAGGCCGGUUUGACAUCGAUUAAGCAAAUCCAUCUCAGCAUUCGUAACAGCCUUUAUAUUGUUUGAUAUCAAGCUCAGUAAUUUAAAAAAUAUGCCUCUGUCUUUGUAAGACUACCUAUGGGUUGGAGACGACUUAUGUAGUAUUCAACCGAGCAGAUAAUGUAUAUAAAAAUUAUUUCAUAUGAUUUAAUGAUCUUGAAUUGAUUUAACUGUUUCUAUGUCAUAUUUGGAAAAAGCAGGGCAAUUAUAAAAUUUAAUAAUGGCAUCUCCAUAAAAAGCAAUAAUUCAUAUGCUACUUUAAAAAUCUUUCUCCAGCAGUUAGGUGGGCAGAAAACCCAAAGUUAGUAACUUUGAACAGUUCCAUCACUACUUUUUUUUAAAGUUAACUGAAGCAGCCUUGGGCAGGUCUUUCAGGAGGUUUCCAGAAGAAGGCAUUAUUAUCAAGGAGAUGACAGCUCAAUGCCUGUUACUGCCCCUGAAGGCCUUCCAGUGGGACAAGAUGUGGCGGUAGAGGACAGUGAAAUCGAUGAUCCUGACCCUGCUUAGGUUUAGGCGAAAAUGUAUGUUUGUGUCUUGGUUUUUAACCAAAAAGGUUUUGAAAAUAAAAUAAAUAAAUAAUGAAAAAAGCUCACAGAAUAAGGUUAAAAGGAAAGAAAAUAUUUUGUAUAGCUACAUAAUUUGUGCGGUUUUUCGUUGAUUUGUUUGAGACAGGGUCUCACUCUGUCACCCAGACUGGAGGGCAGUGGCACAAUCAAGGCUCACUGUGGUCUCCACCUCUUGAGCUCCAGAGAUCCUCCCACCUCACUCAGGAGGACGCCAGUCCUGCAGGCAGACAUCAGGCCCCAGGUGGACCCUCCAUUGGUAUACACCAGGCCCCAAGUUGACAACCAGGCUCCAGAUGGACACCAAGGCCCUAGGUGGACAGCAGGCCCAUGUUGAACACCAGACUCAUGUGGACAUCAGGCCGCAGGUAGACACCAUGCCUUAGGUAGACAUGUAGGCUCCAGGCGGACAUUAGACCCAAGGUACACACCCAGUCCCCAGGAGAACAUCAGGCUCAGGUGAAAACUCAGGUCUUGGGUGCACAUCUGGCCUUAAGUGGACACCCAGGUCCCAGGUUGAUACCCAAGUCCCAGGUGUUCACCAGACCCCAGGUGGACACAAAGCCUUAGGUGAAUAACAAGACCCACUAGGCCAUCAGGCCCCAGCUGGAUACAGUCCCCGGGUGAACACAAGGCCCCAAGAGGAACAUAGGCCCAAGGCAGACAUCAGGCCCUCUGUGGACAUCAGGCCUGAGGAGGACAUCCGGCCCCCGGUGAACAUCAGGCACAGGUGUCCAAGCAGGCCCUGGGUGGACAUAAUGGUGUCUAGGUAAGGAGGUGUCCUGGGGGGAGGGUGAGCAGUCAGCAGCCCAGUGGAGUCCUGAGGAGGUCUUAUGGAAGAAAGGGGCUGAGGGGACAGAACCUUAAAGAAGCGACCUCACUUCCUUAAUGACAGACCUGAACAGAACUUAGAACUCUGGUAACCAGGCGCCCAGAUCCUAGAGUCAGCACCGUAACCAGCUCACUUGGUGGGAGACGCUCGAGACAGCAAGAUGUUCUCGUGUUGCUUCCCCACUUCGAGAGGCUGCUGCUUCAGGAAUGGAGGGAGUGAGAGCCUUUUCCGGCGAUGCCGAAGAAGGCUCAUCCCUCACCCCAGACGCCUGUGGCCCUUUGUAAGAAGGUGCACCCGGGUACCACAGGGCAGCCCGGGGCAGGCCCUAGCAGGCCAGGCCACACCAGAGAUCCCAUCAGGGCUGCAUCUGCACAUUGUCCCUGUCCAGGAGGAGAUUCGGGAGCCCAUGGAGGCACAGGCACAUGCUCCUGCUCAAUAUGCAGAAAUAGAAGCAUUUCCAGCACCAGCUGUUGAGCCAGAACCAGCAUGGGAAGAGUCCCCUCCAGAGACAGCGCUGGAGGUGAACGGAGCUCCAGCCAAGCACCAGCCCAGAGAGGAGCUGCCUGAAAUCACGGCACCUACUAUAGCCACUGGCCUUAGCCUUGCAGCUGAAAGGGUGGCUGGAGAGACAGGUGGCAGGGAGGGGGUGACCAGCACGGCCCCAGCCAGCAGCUCCCAUGCUGCCCCUAGUCCUGGGCAUGGUGGCAAACAUGGAGGCGGAGACCAGGGUUUUGAGCCUGGGUUCCUCUACCUUGCUGGAGAGAGGCUUGUGUCAUUCACUAGAGCUGCAGUCCUGCUGCUGCAGGGCCUGUUUAUUCUACUGCUGCUGGUGGGGUCUAUCUGUGUGCAGGAGGUGCUUGAGGGCAUUAAAAGAAGGUUCAGAAGAGGAGUUCCAGCAGCUCCUCCUGCACCCAGAGGCGGCCUCCUCCUCCAGGCAUGGAUGUCUGUCUGCAGCUGGGCAUCCGGGCUGUUUGCCCCUGUCAUGCUGCCCAGGACAGGCUCUUAACAGGUGGGCAGAGGGUGAGGGGACCAGGAGGCAGCUCCAAAGGGUACAGCAAGCAAAGUUUUUAAAGACAGCACUUGUGCCCCAGGCUCUCUGUGCCACCACCUGCCCUAGCAUUUAUUAAUAGUGUUAGAAUUGCAAGUUGAUGAAACAAUAUUUCAAUAAAGUUUGAUUUCCGGAACUUAA